This is a messenger RNA of Dioszegia hungarica, 2130 nucleotides long. Its product is annotated as acyltransferase ChoActase/COT/CPT. NCBI's taxonomy places the organism in Eukaryota, Fungi, Basidiomycota, Tremellomycetes, Tremellales, Bulleribasidiaceae. Gene Ontology annotation, molecular function: acyltransferase activity. The record is from RefSeq and is a predicted model, not a curated record. Bases 1 to 2130 code for a protein of 709 amino acids. The transcript is spliced from 8 exons.
AUGUUCGCUACCUCCCGCGUCAAGCCUGGACAGGCCAAAACGUACUCUUUACAGCCGAGUCUCCCUCGCUUGCCCGUCCCCGAGCUCGAAAAGAGCUUGGAGGGGUAUCUCAAGAGCUUAGUGCCGGUUCUUGAGCAAAAGUACGGCCCCUCUGGCCUCAAAAAAGAGCUCGAAAAGCGCCGUCUCUUCGCGCGCGAUUUCUCCGCCCCAGGCGGACUCGGUCGAACCCUCCAAGAACGUCUUUUGGACCUGGACCACAUAUCCCCCAAUUCAUGGCUGAACGACACGCUAUGGCUGGGGCCAGCGUACCACAGCUGGCGAGCCCCGCUGCUGAUCAAUUCGAAUUGGUGGUUGCUUUUCGCACCGGAUCCGAAUGAUCCCGCUCCUCCAACCCACGAAGGGGGCGGGGGUAUGGAGACGCCAGAUCCGAGCCCGACGACGGCGGUAGCGGAGGGAGCGCAAAAGGGGGGGAAAGACUGGUUGGAUGCCAAUCCCAAGCCGGAGAGGAUUGGGGGGUACGAGGAGGUCGUCAAGCGGGAGUGGGUGACGGAGUGGCAGGUGCGAAAGGCGAGCUGGAUGGCGAGAAGGUUUGCAGAGUUCAGGGAGAGGUUGGCCAAGGAGGAUAUCCCCCCAGAUUCAAGCAAAGCCGGGCCAUUCUGCAUGGAACAGUACCGACACCUCUUCAACUUCUCUCGUAUCCCGCUCCCGGGAUGUGACGCCUUCUCCACCGCCGCCCCUACCGCGACCCACCUCUCCCUCAUGAUCGACGACUUCAUCUACUCCAUCGACGUCUUUGCGCCCGUAUCUUCGCCUCUGGAGAUCCCCGCCCCUCUCCCCGUCGGCGUGAUUGAGAAAAACAUCAAGGCGGCGGUGGAUGAUGCGCGUUCCCGGAUCGACGCGGGGGAGAAGGCCAAGGCUGUAGGCAUUCUUACAGCUGACGAGCGGGAUACAUGGACCAAGAACCGAGAACGUCUCCUCCUCCUCUCCCCUUCGAACCGAACCACCCUCUCCUCCCUCUCGACCUCCCUCAUCUCCCUCUCGCUCGACACCUACACCCUCCCCUCCCUCCCAUCCUCCGACCCGCUCCGACACGGCCCGCUCGACGCGCAGGUCCGGAACGUCUCGGCGGGCCUCAAUGGCGGUGGGAACCGGUGGUUCGACAAGCCCAUCUCGAUCCCUGUAGAGACGAAUGGCCGCGCGGGGAUAUUGGGGGAGCAUUCGCCGGUCGAUGCGCUGAUUCCGAGUAUUGUGAUUGAGUAUGUGUUGGCGGAACCGGUCGAUCCGGCUCAGUUUGGGAUAGGAGAGGGGGCAGAGGGACAGAAGGGACAUAAGGGAUGGGCGAGAUGUGAUUGGGUGACUGACGAAGCGAUGGAUCAGGAGAUUGAGGCGUGUAGGGAGAGAAAUAGGGUUAUUGUGGCGGAUAGCGAGGGGAGUCAGUUGUGGUGGAAUGAGUAUGGAGUGGAGUGGAUCAAGAAGAAUGCCAAGCUCAGUCCCGACGCGUUCGUACAACAAGCCCUGCAGCUCGCUUGGUUCCGAGACCAAGGGUACGCUACGGCCACGUACGAGACGGCAUCGACACGGGCGAUGCAGCAUGGUCGGACGGACGUCAUUCGGAGUCUGAGCGAGGAGAGUCGGGCUUGGGUCAAGAGUAUGCAGGAUGAUAAGGCGGAUGACGCAACCCGCUACGCCCUCCUCCAAACCGCAACCCAGACCCACGCCGCUCUGACCAAAACCUCGUCCAACGGACACGGGUACGACCGGCACCUCAUGGGUCUCCGGACCCGCCUGCGCGCGGGCGAGACGCACGCACUAUUUGAGGAUGAAUGUUAUGCCAAGAGUCAAGAGUGGAAGUUGUCGACGUCGGGGUUGAGCGCGGGUGGAAAGUUUAUGGGUACGGGGUUUGGGACGGGGUGGCCGGAUGGGUAUGGGAUAAAUUACUUGGCAGGACCCUGCUUGAUAAAAUUCGGGAUUGAGGGUAAAUACUCGGCACCGUCCACAUCGGUCGCAAGGUUCAAGCAUCAGAUUGCGCAGGCGUUGAGGGAUAUGCGGAGGGUGUGUGAGGCGUCAGCGGGGGCGGGGGCGGGGGUGGGGGCGGGUGGGAAGGGGGAUAUACCCAAGGCUAAAUUGUAG